AUGAUUUGUUAAAAUGAAAGCUAAUGGAAAUAUGAAAUCAUUGAAUUGAUUAAUUCUAGUUUUAGGUUGGCUUAAGUAGAUUCAAGCAAAACUAAAUAAAACAUGAACUAUUUAUAAUAAAAUCCUAUUGGAACUAUGGCUGAUGAAAAUUUAUCAACAAGAACCUAAUGUGAAGAUUUAUCAAAAACUAUUUUGAUGUUAAAUUAGAUGAAAAAUACAUUCAAAUAAGAUUAGUUUAAAAUUAUAAUAUAAAGAUUAAUUAUUGAAAAUAAUUUACUUAAGAGGAAUUAGAUAGUAAAGAAAAUUUAAAAAUUUUGAGAUAAACAACAAUAGACGAAAAAAUAACAAAUUUUAAGAUUGACUUCAGUACUUUAUUAUUUAAGAUGGAAUUCAAUCAGCCUUUAUUUUUAAAUGAACAGAAAUACAAUAUAAACAUGUUAUAAUCAAUUUAUAGAUAUUUUUUGAAUGAAGAAUUACCUGAAGAACUAUUUAUUAUAGCUACUUAUCAUUCAAUAAUUGAAAAGUCUGAUGAUAGAACUAAAAAGGAAGUUGAAUAGAAUUUGAAUAAGAUUUUUAAUGAAUUACUAAUUGAAACUCAAUUAAUCCAAAAAUAAAAGUAAAUAUCUCAAAAUGUAUUUGAUUAAUUUAACAAAUAUUAUAAAAAUUUCAUAAAUAAAGAAAAAAGUAAAUAUAUAUCUUUAAGAACGGAAAGGAGAAGAAUGAGAAAAAAAUAAGCGUUUUAAUAUAAAUAACCAUGA
Molecule: messenger RNA, 758 nt
Organism: Paramecium pentaurelia
Lineage: Eukaryota; Ciliophora; Oligohymenophorea; Peniculida; Parameciidae
Source: the annotation of a GenBank genome assembly